Molecule: messenger RNA, 573 nt
Organism: Mixia osmundae IAM 14324
Lineage: Eukaryota; Fungi; Basidiomycota; Mixiomycetes; Mixiales; Mixiaceae
Exons: 3
Coding region: 114-443 (109 amino acids)
Source: RefSeq, a predicted model, not a curated record
ACUUUCAUGACAAACAUGAAGAAAGCAAUGAUUCUGGCAGGCUAUCUCUUUGCUUCGUUUGAUGGUAUCAUAGCGGCGGUGGACUGCGCUGGCGGGUUCACAUUGAAUGAUGGAUGCCAACACUGCUGUGUAGGUCAGAUCGUCGACAGCGUCGCAAUGCUGAGGAUAAACACAGGAUGUGUGCGACUUUGGCAAAGACUGCAGCCUUGGCGCGACAUUCUGCUGCAAAUUCUUCUGAGCUUUGGUACAGCAGCACUGCUAUCGCUCGCAUCUGUGCAGCGGCACCUAUGACGUUUAUAGGAUCUGUUGAUGCAUUGAUCUCGCGCAUGUUGCCCAUACACAUCGCAUUGACAGUGUAUCUGUACCCUCGACUGGCCAUGACGGGUGGACACAAAAGCAGGACUGACUCGCGCUGGAAUGAGGCUUGUGCGUACAAGCGCUGAGAUGUGACUGUACGAUCUGCUCGGCCAAAUAUAGCGCGCAAUGCUCACAUCAGCGUGUUUUGCAAGGACAUCGCCACUUUCCGCUGUUCUCUGUGCCGUAUCCGACGGUCUUUUGUCGAUGAGGGAGGUA